This is a messenger RNA of Fonsecaea erecta, 930 nucleotides long. RefSeq lists its product as hypothetical. Gene Ontology annotation, molecular function: catalytic activity. NCBI's taxonomy places the organism in Eukaryota, Fungi, Ascomycota, Eurotiomycetes, Chaetothyriales, Herpotrichiellaceae. The record is from RefSeq and is a predicted model, not a curated record. The transcript has a single exon. Gene Ontology annotation, biological process: nucleoside metabolic process. The coding region runs from base 1 to 930 and encodes 309 amino acids.
AUGGCCCGGCCAGCACAAAAUGAAUACCACGUCGGGUGGAUGUGCGCCUUGCUCGUGGAGCUGGAGGCAGCAACAGCAAUGCUAGAUGAAGACCAUGGCACUAUCAAAGGAGGAGGUCGAGAUCAAAACACUUACCGUGCUGGACGUAUACAUGACCACAAUGUCGUUAUCGCCUGUCCCCCUGUGGGUAUUGAUGGCCCUGUUGUGGCAGCACACGUGGCAACACACAUGAUCAGGACAUUUGAACAAUUGAAGUUCAUUCUGUUGGUUGGUAUCGGUGGCGGAUUGCCAGACUCAGAGAAAGAUGUCGACAUCAGGCUCGGCGACGUUGUCGUGGGUGUACCAAGCGGCACCAGCGGUGGGGUUAUACAUUACGACAAGGGAAAAGCCAAACAUGGAGGUGCUUUUGAGCUCAAGGGCACUCUCAAUGCGCCUCCCUAUGCGCUUCUGACUGCAAUCACCGCACUCCAAGUACAACCUCGAUCAGAUCGGGGUCGGCCGAUGCUAGGUUACCUUUCCGACAUGGUUCAUGGGUAUCCGCGUUAUGGCAUGCCUAGCCGGCGAAAAGACCGCCUCUUUCAUCUCAGAUAUCCUCACCCCGAAGGUCAAACGAACUGCGAUCAAUGUUUACCUAGCCACGAAAUCACUCGUAACAGUCGAAAAACCACUGAGCCCCAGAUCCAUUACGGCAUUAUUGCUUCUGGAAACAAGGUGGUGAAAGACCCCCAUUUACGUGACAACCUCCGGGCAUCUUAUGGUGCGCUGUGUGUGGAGAUGGAAUCUGCUGGUCUCGCAAAUAUUUCGCCGUCCCUUACGGUAAGAGGAAUAUGUAACUACGCAGAUUCUCACAAAAAUGACGAAUGGCACCCGUAUGCCGCUGCCACGGCGGCCGCGUGGACAAAAGAACUACUUCUUUUUGUCACAGCAUAG